ACCAUUGUGUCCUUCCAGGUGUCAGUUAAAGAGGAGGACUGGAUCGUAGUGACCCUGGAGCCAUCUGACCUGCGGGAGAACGUGACGGGGUAUGCUGCCCGGGUGAUGGGCGAGCCCCGAACCCACCUGCUACCAUUCCUGAACCUGACCGACCCCACCGCCACACCUCUGGUCUUUAACUCCUCCCACCACGGACUCUGCUACACUGUUAGCCUGCUGCUCAGACAGGGGAAGACCUGGUCCAAGUCCAUCCAGACUGUAUCUGUUCUCACCAAGCCGCGUCCGGUGGACAGUGUGGUGAUCACAGACUACCGAGAGGCUCCAGAGACAGGUGUGGUGUUUGAGAUCAGCUCCCCAGAGAACAACAUCUUCAGUCGGGUCAACAUCAGCUACGCAGAGGGCCGGGAGCAGAGAUCCAUGCUCUAUAAAGACUUCUAUAAGGGAAAGACUGUGUUUAAACACUGGCUCCCUGGGACGUGUUACAGCAACAUCUCCUUCCAGCUGAUCUCUGAAGCUACAGUCAACAGAACCACACUGGUCCGACGCAGCGACCUGACCCAUGAACCCUGGCAACACAGGACAGUGCCCAACCCUCCCCUCAACAUCUCCCAUAAGAUCGUACCACUCAGCCAGAGGGUGCUACCAGGGGGGGUCCCUAGCUCCGAGGUGACCCAGGACACGCCCCGGCGGGCGCGGGAUGUCCCCCUCAUAGAGGAACAGGAAUUACAGGAGAACCAGGAGAUACAGGAAGUGAUCUCAGAGGAGGUGGUGGGCGGAACCACCCAGGUCUCCUACAGCUCCGCCCCUCAGGGCUCCAACAGCUCGACAGGCUAUGCCACCUCUAUCUCUAACACUAACAACACAGCAGAAGAGACCGCCACGCAGCCCUAUUGGCCGGAGCCCUACGGUAGUCCCUCCCCUACGGAUGGAGAGGAGGAGUUUGUGAACGCGGUGGUUCCAGAGUAUGAGGACUCCAAUGAGCCGGGCUCUGCCAUGAGCCUGCCCCCAGAGAUCUCCGUCACCCCCACCCGCUUUCCCCCCAUACUGCUGGAGCUACGCUGGCUACCCCCCCGACCCCCCACCACAUACGACGGUUUCAACGUCUACAUCUACAGAGACGGUAACUCUACAGAGACGGCCACCGUGGAUGAGAACACUCAUGAGUUCUUCACGGAGCUGACAGAGCCUGGUACCUACAGAGUCCAGGUCACCACACUGAGCUCCGCGGGAGACUGUGAGGCCAGGGAGAGCAUCGCGUAUACAGGGCUCACCUUCUAUCUCAGCCCCAGUGGAGAGGUGCUGGAGCAGCCCCAGGAGCGGCCCCAGGGUGUCAGCAUCAGGCUGCUGGGCUCCAGUACUGCAGCGGUGUCCUGGGCCCUGUCCUCUGAGAGCCACAACGGCAGCCUGGUGUCAGUCCUGUCCCUGACCUGCCUCCGACCCAGCCUCAGCCAACGCAUGGAGAACACAUACUGCAGUGAGGAGAACACGACCAGUGACAUCCUGUCCAACCUGACUCCAGGUGCCCAGUACAGAGUGGUGGUGUACCAUACUAACGGUCCUCUCAUCAGUCCUCCUUCCGAACCUGUUAUCAUAGUCAUCGAGCCAACGGGAGUGCGGGAGCUGGUGGUGUAUCCUCUGAGCCCGACUGCAGUCAUCCUGUCGUGGCAGAGACCGUACCACGUGGCGUUCAGGAAGUACGUCCUGCAGACAUUCUUCUUCAACCCUGUCACGCUGGCCUCCGAGUGGACCACGUACUACGAGAUCGCUGCUACCGCCUCAGUCAUCGCAUCCGUGAGAGUGACAGAUCUGUUGCCGGCCUGGUACUACAACUUCCGUGUUACCAUGGUGACGUGGGCGAUCCCCCCUCUCAGCUGCUGUGACAGCUCUACUGUUAGCUUUGUUACAGCUCCUGAGGCCCCCCACAUCUCGUCAGUAGACUACAACCAUGGGACUCUGUACGUCCGCUGGACCUACGGGGAGCUCUUCAUAGACAUGUCCCACAGCAGGAUGCUACACUGGCAGGUCACAGCUCAUGGCAAGAAGGGAUCCAAGAGGACUUACUCCACUGAUGUCACCCGUAAUGUGAUGGGUGCCAGUCUGGCCCUGCCUCCAGGAGACAUUUACAACCUGACUGUAUCAGCCUGUACCGAAGGCAAACGCAACUCCUCUGCCCCCAACAUCAUUAAACUGGAGCCAGCCCCUCCGCGGUCCCUGUACGCGGUGAACGCCACCCACUCCUCAGUGACCCUGCUCUGGAGCGGGGAGGGAGUGGUUGACUUCUACCAGGUGCUCUGUAAACCCACCAACACCAUCAACAAGGACCUCAAGGCUCGGGAGCCUCUAACAGCCCAGUCCCAUGUGGUGACAGUGUCCAGCCUGCUACCCUCCUCCUCCUAUAACUGCAGUGUGAUCAGUUAUAGCUACAGUACGCCCAGCGAGCCAGCCUUCAUACACAUCUCUACUACAGCCAGAGAGAUGAACCCCAGCGUAGCUGCCAUCUCUGCUCUAGCAGUCCUCAGUGUCCUCCUCCUCAGCCUGCUGGUCCUCUUCCUACUGAUGCUGCGUAAGAAACACCUGCAGAUGGCCAGGGAGUGCGGAGCAGAAACAUUUGUCAACUUUGCUUCGUUUGAGAGAGACAGCAAACUGCCCUACAACUGGUAGGAAUUACCACAUCUCUACACUGAACCAGAAACCCAAAACAACAAGUCUGCUGUCCUCAGUCAACCAGACUAUCUGAAUGUUCAUAUCCAUUCCUCUAAUCCAUCAGACCAGGGAGAGAGAGAGAGGCUACAACUCUGUUUAACACUGGCUAGAGUUAGUAGGACUAACAUCUAAUCCAACUAUCAGACCAGGGAGAGAGAGAGAGGCUACAACUCUGUUUAACACUGGCUAGAGUUAGUAGGAAUAACAUCUAGUCCAACUAUCAGACCAGGGAGAGAGAGAGAGAGGCUACAACUCUGUUUAACACUGGCUAGAGUUAGUAGGA
Molecule: messenger RNA, 2986 nt
Organism: Oncorhynchus masou masou (cherry salmon)
Lineage: Eukaryota; Metazoa; Chordata; Actinopteri; Salmoniformes; Salmonidae
Product: receptor-type tyrosine-protein phosphatase O-like
Exons: 15
Biological process (GO): negative regulation of canonical Wnt signaling pathway; peptidyl-tyrosine dephosphorylation involved in inactivation of protein kinase activity; podocyte differentiation
Cellular component (GO): glutamatergic synapse; GABA-ergic synapse; plasma membrane
Molecular function (GO): protein tyrosine phosphatase activity; cadherin binding; Wnt-protein binding
Source: RefSeq, a predicted model, not a curated record